CAUAUUUUGUUUCUGAUAUGUUUUAUAACAGUUUGCGGCGUAGUAGGCAAGGAAAAUGGAAAAGAAGUAAAGCCUAAUGGAACAAAGCAUCACACGAGGGCAAUAUCUAGCACAAUCCAGAUGGAGGACGGUGACACUUUCGACUGCAUUGAUAUCAAAUCUCAGCCAGCAUUCGACCACCCACUUCUGAGAAACCAUUCAAUACAGAUGGAACCAACCUCGCAUCCUACCGGAGUUUAUGGAAACUUCACGUUACCAGAUAAAGAACUGGAAUCUAGUACCCAAUUGGUUUCUUGUCCUCCAGGAACAAUUCCAAUGUGGAGAAGCGAUAAUUACAACUCGAUGGUUAACCUUAGUGAACUGACUAGAAAAAUAUCCACAUGGAAUACUAUUCAGGGUGACAACAUCACUACUUCGUUGGCAGGCCUUACGAGAGGAGAAGACAUCUAUGGAACUAGUGCAUCAAUAAGUGUCUAUGAUCCACAAGUAUAUGGCAGUGAAGAUAAAUCUGGAGGUCUAGCAACUAUAAUUAGUGGUUAUUCUUUUGACAAGGAGCAUCCUAAUGCCAUCGGAGUCGGUUGGUUUGUCUGGGCAAGCAUCGCAGGUGACAGGCAUGCCAGAUUUCAUGUUUUCUAUAAUGUUGGCCAAAAACACUGCUUUGAUCUACAGUGCUCUGGAUUUGUGCAAACGAAUCGAGAUAUAGUUUUAGGUGGAAAAUUAUCACCAGUAUCAAAGUACGGUGGGCCACAAGCUCAGCUGAAUAUUUUCUUCUAUCAGGAUGACAAGUCAAACUGGUGGCUGAAGUUCGGCGUACAUCGCACUAUAGUUGGAUAUUGGCCAGGUGAGCUCUUCAGUUACUUGAAAACAAAGGGAACUGCUGGCUAUUGGGGUGGUUUCGUUGAAGGCCCUACAAUUAAAUAUAAGCCACCGCCCAUGGGUAGUGGGCACCCUGCUUCAGAGGGGUAUGGCAAGGCAGCAUAUGUGAAGAACAUUCAAGUUCUGGACAAAAAACACAAUCUUGUGACCCCACGGGCUCGUGAGUUUGAUAUUGUUGUAGAAAAUCCGAAAUGCUACUCAGUUGAUAAUAAAGCAGACGGAGACCAUGGAGUAGAAGCAUAUUGGGGUGGUGCUGGAGAUUGCAAGCUUUGAUGUAACAAUGUUCGAAUUAUACUAAUAAAAUGAUCUAUAGUUUGUUGGUUUCGUA
Molecule: messenger RNA, 1204 nt
Organism: Lolium perenne
Lineage: Eukaryota; Viridiplantae; Streptophyta; Magnoliopsida; Poales; Poaceae
Product: protein neprosin
Source: RefSeq, a predicted model, not a curated record